Balaenoptera acutorostrata (minke whale) is the source of this 3687-nucleotide messenger RNA. It is a transcript of the gene GMPR2, whose product is annotated as guanosine monophosphate reductase 2. Gene Ontology annotation, biological process: nucleotide metabolic process. Gene Ontology annotation, cellular component: GMP reductase complex. Gene Ontology annotation, molecular function: GMP reductase activity. The transcript is spliced from 8 exons. The record is from RefSeq and is a predicted model, not a curated record. NCBI's taxonomy places the organism in Eukaryota, Metazoa, Chordata, Mammalia, Artiodactyla, Balaenopteridae. The coding region runs from base 228 to 1547 and encodes 439 amino acids.
GGCAUCCUCAGUGUGUGAACUCUGUUACCCAGAAGGCCUCCAGCACCGAAGCUGGAAUUCCUCAGUUACUCGUUCUCUCCGGCAAUUAGCGGAACCUGUUAGCGCUGCCCACAAGGCUCAGCGGGGCUGCGCGAGGCUAGUAGCUAAUCAAGAGGAGCUUCGGUAAACUGCCACCUGGCCACGGCGACAGGAACUCUCAGAUUCGCUGCUACCCUGAGGUGCCUGCCAUGCCUCACAUCGACAACGACGUCAAACUGGACUUCAAGGAUGUCCUGUUGAGGCCCAAACGCAGUACCCUUAAGUCUCGAAGUGAGGUGGAUCUCACAAGAUCCUUUUCAUUUCGGAACUCAAAGCAGAUGUACACUGGGAUCCCCAUCAUUGCAGCCAAUAUGGAUACCGUAGGCACCUUUGAGAUGGCCCAGGUUCUCUGUAAGUUCUCCCUCUUCACUGCUGUCCAUAAACACUACAGCCUCGAGCAGUGGAAAGAGUUUGCUAGCCAGAAUCCUGACUGUCUUGAGCAUCUGGCUGCCAGCUCAGGCACAGGCUCUGCUGACUUUGAGCAGCUGGAACAGAUCCUGGACGCUAUUCCCCAGGUGAAAUAUAUAUGCCUGGACGUGGCCAAUGGCUACUCUGAACACUUUGUUGAAUUUGUAAAGGAUGUGCGGAAGCGCUUCCCUGAACACACCAUCAUGGCAGGGAAUGUGGUAACAGGAGAGAUGGUGGAAGAGCUGAUUCUCUCUGGGGCUGACAUCAUCAAAGUGGGAAUUGGACCAGGUAAGCUGGUUCACUGGGGGCCACUGGCCACUGCUUCAGUGGCAGACACCUGUGGAGAGCUUUCCUCUCCUUGUCACGUUCUUCUCAGGCUCUGUGUGUACCACCCGGAAGAAGACCGGAGUGGGGUAUCCACAGCUGAGCGCAGUGAUGGAGUGCGCAGAUGCUGCCCAUGGCCUCAAAGGCCACAUCAUUUCCGUAAGGCCAAGGGCAGGGUAGGGCGUGAGGCUGCCAGACAUCUGGGUUCUCUGGCAGGUCUGGAGGCUCUGGUAGAGGUGAAUCAGGACUCCUGGGUUCCUGUCAGCUUUGAGGUGGGCCACUGGGACCUCCCAGAGGGCUUGGGGCAUCCAUGCUCUCUCUUCAUAGUGCUCCUUACUUUGCAGGACGGAGGCUGCAACUGUCCCGGGGAUGUGGCCAAGGCUUUCGGGGCAGGGGCUGACUUCGUGAUGCUGGGCGGCAUGCUGGCUGGGCACAGCGAGUCAGGUGGUGAGCUCAUCGAGAGGGAUGGCAAGAAGUACAAGCUCUUCUAUGGCAUGAGUUCUGAAAUGGCCAUGAAGAAGUAUGCCGGGGGCGUGGCUGAGUACAGGGCCUCAGAGGGGAAGACAGUGGAGGUGCCCUUUAAAGGGGAUGUGGAACAUACCAUCCGAGACAUUCUUGGAGGCAUCCGCUCCACCUGUACCUACGUGGGAGCAGCUAAGCUGAAGGAGCUGAGCCGGAGAACUACCUUCAUCCGUGUCACCCAGCAGGUGAAUCCGAUCUUCAGUGACAAGAGCUAGACCUGAGCAGUUCUGCCCUCCCAGGGCGCCAGCACCCACCACAGGGCUCCACAGUGGGCCCCUCUCCCAUCCCAGCUACUAGGGCUAUUACUUGGUCAUUUCCUAUCCUCUCUCUCCUGAGGGCUCCUGCAGUAUUCUGUACUUUAUCUGCACAUACAAAAUGCCCAGGGCACUCACUGGGGAGGAAGCAAGGAAGGCAGGCUGAGAAAAUAAAGUUAAGAUAAUCAAAUGGGAACCUGGGGUCCCAGAAUCCUGAAGAUUAUUAAAAGGAAAAGAUGCUGAUUCAUACAUAAGUGUUUUAUAUGGCCUUGGUCUGGAAGAGGUAGGCUUUUAGAAUGAUGUUUUGUUAAUCAGAUUCAUUAAAUAGAUCUUUGAAUAUCUACAAAGCUCAGAAGUGUUUAUGUAUUUUAAAUACCUCAAUAAAGAGAGAUCCCAAUGACUGAGAUUCUGGGGAUUUCUGCACAAGGCUGGCAUCUGGGUGCUGCUGCAGGGCAAGUGGAGGGGUUGGCACUGACCCAACCCAGUGGAGUCAAGGACAGUGAGUGCCCUUCCUAUGAAGCAUCUCCAUUCUAGUGCCACCACCCCCAGGUAACCUGGCAGCGUGAGAAUUUACAAGUAUAUUCUGGCAUCAGACCACACACAGUAUUUUCAGAAUAGCAAAAGGAAAUUUCUCUUCCAGGUUCUCAGCCCUGGUAACCCUUUUGGGCAUGUUUGAACAACACUCUCCAAGGGAAGUAAAAUGGCAAAGGGAUCCCCUUCCAGCCCUGGAGAGACCAGUUCUGUUUCUAAGGAAUGACCUACACUGACCUUAUAGAAGCCUUAAUUCCCCUCCCUCGAAUGAAGACAGUGUUUUAACAAAUCCAAAUUUUAAUUAUUAAAUAUUACAAAGUAACUUUAGCAAUGUAGUCAGGCAACCCAAGCCUGGACUUCCACUUUAUUCCCCCUAAACUGCAUGAGAGCUGAGGAGGAAGGAGACAGGCAGAGUGCCGUGGGCAUUCCAGUCUAAUCACAGCAGUGUAGAACUGUCUGUAUGGUUAGGAACAGGGACAGACACACCACUGGGGCCAGAAGGGGGGAGGUAUUCACAGAAGGUGGGGAUCAGGGUGUCAAACUUUGUCUUCUGAUAGUUUUCCAGAGAGUCCUGCAGAGAAGGGAGCAGGGAGAUCCUAUCAUCACUGAAACAUGCCCUGAGCCCUCCAUAUCCUGCAUCAUAUGGCUUUCUGUCUUGUUCUGCCCGCCCAUCCUCUUCCCCAGCUUUCCAUUCCUUCCUACUCACCCUUCCUUCCCUCUGGCCAUUUUCUUCCUCGUCGGAGUCCAAAACCAGGUCCCCUAUAGUAAUGUCAGAGCUGCACAGAGAUGGAGGACGCACUGCAGGGAGGAAACCAGAGUCCAAGUACUCUUCUCAGUGAACACAGGACCUCAAGAGUCCCCAAGAGAGGAAGCUGUCUGAUGUGGUCCUGACUCAGGAUACCUACCUGACUUCCUGGCCCUAGGAGGCGAUAAUGACAAUCUCAGGGGUUCCAUGGGGCAAUCCAAGCAGUUCCUAGGGUGGGAGCAAGCAAGACAGGGUGAAAGGAAAGCAGGCAGGGCAUGUGCUGCUAGUAGGGAGAAGCAACUGUUCUACUCACUCCUUUUGCUCUGAGGCAGACAAGUCAAUUGGGUUCUCCUUCAGAGCCCUUCCUCCCAGGGUCUUGGACGGACUCCUAGACUUGCCAGUCGAGGCUGCUCUGGUGCCCACAGCACCUGCUGGAUCUAAUGUGUGUGUCCCAUGUUCUUCCCUGUUCCCAGGCUUAGAUAUGACCUGCGUUGGUGAACCCAGAUUCCUAAAGGGGAACAGCAUGACUGUGGGGCGCUCCUUAUGGCCUUUGCUAGUGGAUGCCCACCGGGACUGGAUUCUUCGCCGGCCUAGAGGGGCCAGAUUGAAGUGGUGGCCAGUCAAAGGUUCCGGGUGCUUCCUUGAGGCUGGACCCUGAGGAAGGUGUGGGCCAGGCCGGGCUUUUGGCAGAGGGUCGUGGAGUGCUGGUCUUGGUUGCUGGGGAGGACUCUGCUCCAUAGGCUCUGUCAUGCUCAUUGAAUCAGUAGCAAAGCACUCUGAGAAAGAAAACAAUCUCCUUAAAAAGGCAAUAUAGUAACACAUCGA